Messenger RNA from Nematolebias whitei (Rio pearlfish), 1002 nucleotides. Its product is annotated as leucine-rich alpha-2-glycoprotein-like. The record is from RefSeq and is a predicted model, not a curated record. Gene Ontology annotation, molecular function: protein binding. The coding region runs from base 1 to 1002 and encodes 333 amino acids. Gene Ontology annotation, cellular component: plasma membrane. The transcript has a single exon. NCBI's taxonomy places the organism in Eukaryota, Metazoa, Chordata, Actinopteri, Cyprinodontiformes, Rivulidae.
AUGAAGCUGCUGCUGCUGCUCACUUUCACAGCACUGGCCGAAUUCGAUGCUCUCUCGUGUCCGGAUCUGUGCUCCUGCUGUUUGCCGUCUGCCAUGGUGGUGUGCAGCCGAGGAGGCCUCCGAAGUUUCCCGGCAGCUGGUUUACCCUCCAACACCACCGUGCUGUCCAUUCAAAACACAAACCUCAGCAACGUUACAGCAGCUCACCUGAGCGCCGUGCCUCGUCUGAGCGAGCUGCAGCUCUAUCGCACACACCUGGCAAACCUUUCUUCAGAGCUGCUGGUUGGCGUUCCCCACCUGGACAUGUUGGACCUCACAGGAAACCAGCUGCUUCAUCUGCCUCCGAAGAUCUUCAGCCAUGGCUCGCUCCAAAGCCUGGUGCUGAAGAACAACCGGUUGGAGAGCGCGGACGCAGCUUGGUUUUCUGACAACAGCAGCCUCACCUGGCUGGACUUGUCUGGGAACCGUUUAGCCAGCGUCCCAGCCGCUCUGCUGCAGAAGCUGCCUCGCCUUCUGACUCUGGACCUGAAUGAUAACGACCUGCAGGAGUUACAAGGUGAGACGUUUAAGAGCCUGCGCCAGCUGGAGACGCUAAACCUCGCCGGGAACAAAUUGAUCACCCUGAAACCACAAACUUUUGCCCACAACCACAAACUGAAGCACCUGUACUUGCAGGAGAACCAGCUCCAGGACCUGCCGGAGAACCUCCUGCACGGCCUCCAGCACCUUGAGCUGCUGCUGCUCAACCGGAACCAGCUGCGUUACCUCCCGUCAGGGCUGCUGAACGGGAUAAAUCCUUCGGUUCAGAUAGUUUUGUUGGGGAACCCCUGGGUGUGCGACAGGAAGAUGGAGUAUCUGUGGAAGUGGCUCAGCGCUCACUCUGACAACAUCCUGUUUGUGGAGGAGGUGACGUGUGGCGGCCCCGAGUCUUUGAAACAUCAACAAGUUGCAUCUUUAACUGACAGUCAGCUCAACAGAAAACACAAUAAAACAUUCACAUGA